Platichthys flesus (European flounder) is the source of this 1695-nucleotide messenger RNA. RefSeq names its product liver-expressed antimicrobial peptide 2 (gene leap2). Gene Ontology annotation, biological process: defense response to bacterium; antimicrobial humoral immune response mediated by antimicrobial peptide. The transcript has 3 exons. The record is from RefSeq and is a predicted model, not a curated record. Bases 123 to 431 code for a protein of 102 amino acids. NCBI's taxonomy places the organism in Eukaryota, Metazoa, Chordata, Actinopteri, Pleuronectiformes, Pleuronectidae.
GCCUCCCAGCCGGUGCCACAGCUGAGCUCGCUGAGUCAGGUCCACCUCCAGCUCAAAGGAACUAGAGCCGGACUCAGAAUCCAGACUCACUAUUUGGACCAGUCGGACCUGAGGCUGAAGAGAUGCAGGACAGAAGCAGAUUCGUCCAGAGCAGAGCAGCAGUGGCUCUGGGCUUUGUGCUGGUGAUGCUGACUCAGCAGGUGUGUGCAGGUCCGCUGGCCUCGCGGCUGCAGUCCGGCUCCGACCACAGCUCAGACUCGGUCGUCCACACGCUGAGGAGGGUCGCUCGGAUGACCCCCCUGUGGAGAAUCAUGAGCAGCAAACCGUUCGGAGCUUACUGCCAGAACAACUACGAGUGCUCCACUGGGCUCUGCAGGGCGGGCUACUGCUCCACCAGCCACCGGGCCCCGUCCGAGCCGGUGAACUACUGACCGUCCUCGGUACGUUCAGCCCCAGUGAGCAGACGUGAUCCAAAACCUGGGUUCUGAGGACUGGAACUCAUCCAGGCUCUGUACUCGGACUUCUGUAUUUAUAUGUUCCAAUUUGUUUCUGAUGAAAUCUCAAAGUUUUUAUGGAUUCACACAGCAAGUAGUUAAUUAAUGCUCCACCGGUAAUGAGAAAUAUCACUCGAGGGGUAAAGUUCCAAAAGAAAAGUUUAUACUUGAUCAUUUCCACGAUAGGAUCAGUGAGAAUGUUUUUUAAUAAGAGUCCGAACAACUUCAAACUUUUUUACUUCUACUUCCAUGGACCAAACUUCCUCAAGCCUGAUCUCAAACUGAAUCCAAAUGAAAACGAAGUCUUUAACUUCGUCCUCUGUCCUGCAAGUUACUGUGGCCUUGAACUCACCUCCAGAAAUCGACAUGAUCAUAGAAGCAAAACACAUAGAACAGCCAGUUAUGACGUUUAUAUCAACAACCAGCCAGAAAGAAAAGAAAACAAUGUGGAGCUCGGUUUUAUUUUGUGAAAUGUGCUUUGGUCAAAAAACUUUAUUUUUUCCCGUUUAACAAAGCAACCAAAUGUAAAUCUGAUUUCUGAUAAGAGGAAACAGAAAUAAGAAAAAGUAGAAGAACCUCAAGAACACGAGGGUGAAAAGAAGAAGAGAAGCUGCAGAGGUUACAAAAUCCUGCGGCCAUGCUCGAGCAGCAGCCUGAACAUUUCAACACCUUCCAGUUCUGUUUCAUUCUGUUGAAAGUAAAGAUUGUUCAGAUGCAAAUGAAUCUGCAGAGGACAAAUUCACUUCAAUUCCAAAAACCUAAUUUAAAACAAAUGGAGGAAACUUAUACGUCCUAUCUGUCGUGCGUACCCAAAAUAUUUCCUUUUAGAUAUAUUGAUAAUUAAUGGCUUGUUUAAGAAUAAUAAAUAACCCCAAAUUUGCUCAGACAUUUUCCCCAGAUUUAAACCAGCCUGGUCUAUUGGGACCAGUUCCCUGACGAGCUGCACAGCCUCAGGGUUUUAUUUUCAGAUUUUGCUUCGACUCACCUGCAUCGUUUACGUCAUGCACAGAGCGGGGGGUUGCUGAUAUUUUUGUACACUCAGCAUGUUUGAGAAAUGUUUGAGUAGGAUUGCACUUUUAAAACCAAAAAAUUAUCUUUGUACUGUGUACUGUGCGUACUGUGUGUACUGUGCGUACUGUGUUAGCUGCCUGUGGAGCGUCGGAGGAGGAGGAGAGGGAAUAAAAGCAUUGGAAAAUAACAA